Molecule: messenger RNA, 819 nt
Organism: Engraulis encrasicolus (European anchovy)
Lineage: Eukaryota; Metazoa; Chordata; Actinopteri; Clupeiformes; Engraulidae
Exons: 3
Coding region: 1-804 (267 amino acids)
Source: RefSeq, a predicted model, not a curated record
AUGUACUUCUCGGCGUUCGUGAGCAGCAGUGUGGCGGUACCCGCGGUGCUGGUGGCGUUCGGCCUGGCCACGGGCUUCCUGCUUUGGGCCCUGCUGGCGCUGAGGACGCACCACAACGCCGGGAGACGCGUCUCCUUCACGACCGUGUCCCUUCUGGUGACGGACAUCGCGGAGAUGAUCUUCCUGGCCGUGAUAGCCAUCGUCUAUAUGGCUGUCAGCAGGGACAACCCCACUCUGAGCUACGCCUACGGAUUCUUCGUGGUGUGCAUGGCGGUCAUCUACUUCCGCCUGUGCGCUUCCUGCUUCCACCAGCUGGCGGCGCUAGAGGGCCUGCUGUCUCUGACCAGCUCCCUGGGCACCACUGGCCUUGCCACCCCGCGCGUCUCCAUCCCGAUCUCCGUGGCGGUGUGGGUGUGGGGCAUCGUGAGCGUCUACCUCACGUUCCAACGGGACCUGUCCGUCCUGCUCCUGGCCACCUACCUGGCCUGUCUCCUGCUGCUCGUCGUCUCGUCCAUCGUCACCUGCCUGAAGGCAAACGCCCAGUCGCCGCCUGUCAGGAAACAGGUCCUGAGGGUGUUCGGCGUUGCCACGGCGACCCACGUCCUCCUGUACGGGCCGGUGUUCACCUGCGUGUGCCUGUACGCCAUGGGGCUGCCGCAGGGGGAGGUGUUCAACAUCGCCGCGGCGAUCAUGAACUUCAGCCUGGUCACAGACCCGCUAUUGUUGGCGCUGGUCUUGCGGAGAGAGACACAGCGGAGUCCAGUCAAUGAGCGUCGUUUGGAUAUGUCUGUUGUUGGAGCGUAGAAUGGGGCCUACUGU